Messenger RNA from Macrosiphum euphorbiae (potato aphid), 1149 nucleotides. NCBI's taxonomy places the organism in Eukaryota, Metazoa, Arthropoda, Insecta, Hemiptera, Aphididae. The record is from the annotation of a GenBank genome assembly.
AUGGCUGGGUGUUCUAACUGGGACAUCCAAAAUGUCGAUUCUGACAAUAUACCAACCACUUUGCAGAGAUCAUCUUGUUGUUAUGUGUGCAAUGGUUAUUAUGGAUCAUGUUUUGACGAACAAAUUUGUCAAACAUGUCAUUUGUUUCUUUUUUCUGAAGAGCUCACACAAGCUGUCCAAGAAGAUGUGCAUAACACAAUGGGAGUUGAGGAUGGUGAUAGUGGAAAUGAUGAACCAGCAGAUAUAUUUUAUAAUGGCUUUCAACGACCUGUUCAAGAUGUACCACUUGACGCACGUGAACAAGCUGCUCCAUCACAAGAUCUUGCGCGGCGACUUCAGUUACUAUCAGAAUCAUCAGCUCUGCGUUCUCAACCCUUUGAUGAUGAUAGUGAUUAUUUCCAAGAACUUCCUCCUGAAGUGUUAUUGACUGUAUUUUCGUAUUUGGACGACUUCAGUUUGUGGUGUGUAAGUAAGGUAUGUACACGUUGGAACCAAUUGUUACGUUCACAUAUCCCACAAACAUGGCGUAGGUUUGUAGUUAAUUGUUGGCCUCUUUACCAGCCAUUAAAACCUGUUGAUGAUUGGCUUUCAGUUAGUUCAGCUCUAUUUAGCAGUUCAUCAUGCUUAUUGUGUAUACGUCGAAUGUAUUAUCGUCCACAUGCUGAAUGUCAAGAAAAUUCAUGGAGAAGAAGGCGAUUACGACAUGAAGUUAAAAAUUUAAAGACUGAUCCACCAGAAGGAAUCAGAGCAAUAUCUUUGGACAAUCAUUGGUGUCACUGGCAAGCCACAAUUUUAGGACCAGCUGGUAGUCCUUUUGAAGGAGGGAAAUUUUUUCUGUAUAUUCAAAUACCUUAUGGCUAUCCAAUGACUCCUCCAGUGGUUAGAUUUGUGACUAAAAUAUUUCAUCCUAAUAUUUCUCGUCACGGAGAUAUUGGACUUGAUUCACUCCAUUAUAAUUGGAGCUUAGCAUUGACCAUUGCUAAAGUAUUGAUUUCUAUUCAGUCGCUGCUAACUGAUCCAUUUUGUGAUGUAUGCAUGGAACCUGACAUUGCAAAGCUCUACAAAAAUGAUCGACACACAUACAAUACUAUUGCACGAUAUUGGACUCAUCGAUUUGCUAUGAACGAUAUAUUAACCUGGACUAAUUAA